Messenger RNA from Danio aesculapii, 3115 nucleotides. It is a transcript of the gene bpgm, whose product is annotated as 2,3-bisphosphoglycerate mutase. Gene Ontology annotation, biological process: glycolytic process. NCBI's taxonomy places the organism in Eukaryota, Metazoa, Chordata, Actinopteri, Cypriniformes, Danionidae. The record is from RefSeq and is a predicted model, not a curated record. Gene Ontology annotation, molecular function: intramolecular phosphotransferase activity. The transcript has 3 exons. Bases 476 to 1252 code for a protein of 258 amino acids.
ACAACAAAUACCACAGUUAAAGUUAGUCUAGUAAAGGAUGAUGAAUUUGUGGUUUACCAUAGUUUAACUACAACAAACAUGUUUUUGCUUUCUUUAACUAACGUUACUUACUGUUCGUGUUCGUUAUGACAUCGACGCAAUUUAAAUAAAGUCACUCGGCCUACCUGAUGAAGUAAUAAAUCAGGUGAACGGGGUUAUAAUCAUAUCUAAAUUUUCAGACAAUUUAACUGCGGAUUCACCUAAAUACAAGUGGAACUGACGUUUUCAUCCUCAAAAUAACGGGAGCUCUUAUUCGCCAAAUUACGCCUUAACACGCCCCCAUAUAGGGAGAAUUACCCAUCUUAUUGGCUGAAAGUAAUGUCAGUCAGUCAAACGGUUUACUGCUGUUUGUUGAUGCUACUAUGGCAGUUCCUGUCGCAGAGCUGCAGCUGCUGGGCGGUUUCUAAUCUGAAGGCUUCCGUACUACCUCUUCUGAAUGUCCAAAUACAAACUAUUCCUUCUCCGGCAUGGGGAGGGGGCCUGGAACAAAGAGAACCGCUUCUGCAGUUGGGUUGAUCAGAAACUGAGUGAGAACGGUGUGGUGGAAGCUCAAGAAUGUGGCCGCCUUUUGAAAGAGAAUGGCUACCAAUUGGACCAGGUUUUUACCUCCAUACUCAGCCGUUCCAUCCAGACGGCCUGGUUGGUGCUUGAGGCCAUGGGACACGAGUGGGUCCCUGUGACAAAAUCGUGGAGGUUAAACGAAAGGCAUUACGGUGCCCUGAUCGGACUUAAUCGGGCUGAAAUGGCAUUAAACCAUGGAGAGGAGCAGGUUAAACUGUGGAGGCGCAGUUAUGACAUCACUCCACCCCCCAUACAUGAGUCACAUCCCUAUUAUGAUGAAAUUUACAAUGACCGUCGAUACAGUACGUGUGACGUCCCGAAAGAGGAACUGCCCAAAACAGAGAGUCUGAAGGAAGUGUUGGACAGACUUCUUCCUUACUGGAAUGAUGUCAUUGUACCGGUGAUCAAAAGCGGCCAGACGGUCCUCAUCUCUGCACACGGGAACAGCUGCAGAGCUUUGCUUAAACACUUGGAAGCUAUAUCGGAAACAGACAUCGUCAAUGUAACACUGCCCACAGGAGUACCUGUCCUGCUGGAGCUGGAUGAAGACCUUCGACCACUCAAACCCCGUCAGCUCCUGGGCGACCAGGCCAAAAUUCAGGCAGCUAUUAAAAAGGUGGAGGAUCAAGGGAAAGUGAAUGCACAAAAAUAAAUAGGGGGAGAAUGUUAGAGUCAUUCACACAGGAAAUGUUUAAAUAGAAAGAUACUUAGUCAUUCAGGCAUAUAUAGUACAUGUACUGUAGUACAGAGCCACCAGGUGAAUUUUGGCAAAUUCCAACACAAAAAGGCAUACCUGUGUUAAGCUGGUUUAUGGUUAUAGUGCUAUUUUAAAAAACAAAGUGAGUCAAUAUUUUGAAGUCAGAAACUGCUUAUUGUUCCGAAAUGCAGACUUGGCACAUAUAUUUUGUCCCAGCAAGAGGUCUGUAGACCAAAUAAUGAAGUAUAGUUAAAUAUAUGAAAAAUAAUUUAGUAAUGUGCAGUUAUUUUUUGCUAGAUCUUGAAUCGAUUUUUUUUUCCAGGAGAUUUUAGGUCACAGAAAACCAGAGGUGCCUUCCUUUGGGGGGAAAAAUAGAAGACACCAGUUGUUUUCUAUUAGAAUUUGUUACUAAAGGUAUUUAAAUUUUAAAAUAAGUUAUUUUAAUCAUAUUACAAAUAUAUUUUUAAUCAAUUCAUUGCAUCCUAAUUUUUUCCAAAAUAUUUUUAAUUAAAUGUUACUGACCGAAAGUUUUCACCAGUGUAUGUUUUGGAAUAUUUCCACAUAGAUAAAAAUAUUUUAUUCACUCCACUAUCCAGACUUUCUUAAGCACAGACUAAACCUAAUCUAUGUGGAUUCUUAAUAAUAUUCAACAAAUCGGUUCAUUAGUAAGUUGAAUUAACAUUUAAACUUCAUGCCUGAAGGAUAAUUUACAAUAUUUUGUGUAAAUAGCACUGGUAGUCUAUUUUAGAUAGUAUUUAAGUUAUAUAAAAGGGACAUUUUGUUUUGAUUUGUAUUUAUUUAAUAUAGAGAUAUUAAGUCGUUAUAAGUUAUGUUCAGUUUUCUCAUGCAAUGCCAAAUGCAACCCAUACUAGCAUUUUUUUAUCUUCUUGUUCUCAACCAGAAUUAACGUAUUAGCGAGAAAAACUAAGACAGACCUGUUGUUUAGAAUGUCUGUGUGCUGUCACUGUAAUACCUGUAUUUAGUUUUUGUGGAUUUGAUGUUGCUCAACACUGUACUGUAUCAGUAGGGAAACGUUGUAUGUUUGUUUUUCUGUUCUAACAGCCAUCGUGGCUUUCACUGUUUCAUGUCUAUGUUUACCCCUUUGUAUUUGCGGCACAUCAUAGCUCAUUCACAAUAAAAGUUUGGGAUAAUUACAAAAAUAUUAUUACAAAUUAAAAUGUCUGUUUGGGCCUUCAAACAGUGAAUAGUGUAUUCAAUCAAGAAAAUAUUAGUAGACAAAGUCAUUUAUACAUAUAACAUUUGCUAAAAGAAGAAGGUGAUGCUUUGAUUAGAAAUUAAAGGUGCUGUGCAAGUUUUUGACUCUUCUAAAGCAUAAAAAUACCAUAAUAUGUUUACAGAUAAUUAAGAAACAUGCUAAGUGUACAUGUGUGAAAAGCAAUGCUGAGGUCGGUUAUUCUGCUUUGAAAAUGUCCGUUACAUGCAGGAACGUUUGUCUUCGUUUUGGUCGUUAAUUCCGCUCAAUGCCAGUUUAGCCAUUUCAGGCCCAUAGCCAUAGGGGGUUCGGGUGGUUCGAAAGACCCACCCCUUACUGACAAAGGUCCAGAAUUUGUCCCAAACACAAGCUCAUUUGUGCUAUUUUGACUGCUAUGCCAUAAUAAAUUGUGAACAUAACCAUCGAAGAAGGCUUAAAGAUCGAGCGGAAUCCUCUUAAAUGUUGCUUGAGUGUGACAGUAAAGUUGAGUAUUCUGGCCAGUUUGUGUUUGCCUAAUAAAUGACUAUAGGCUAGUUUUUCAUUUAAAACUUGAACCGCAUCUUUUUUUCUAAUGAUAUAUGGUGUAAUAAAUUUGUAUUUGAAAA